AACUGCACUCUCUUUAUUACAGUACUAAUUCUCAUCAAUUUAAUUAAAGGAGUGAAGAAGCCAAAGAUUGAGCUGCCCAAAAGUCACCAUCCAUCCCACUUCAUUCAGCACUCCAGCCUCAAGCAAUCUCAGCUCCAUCCAAACACUCUCCAGACUCUCUCUCUCUCUCUCUCUCUCACACACACACACACACAACUAUCACUGCAUUUACAUUUCCCCAAUAAUCAUUCGUGUUUCAUGCUAGAAAUGGGGUUGGUAGCAUAACAGAACUUCAACUCUACUCAAGUGAUUGAGAAGCACCAAAUUUUCUUGCACAGUAAUGCUCAAACUGUUCAACAAAAAGCUCAGGCGCCUCUGCUCAAGACUGGGAUGGCCGGGUCGCCGCCGCUCUCGCCCCAAGAUCGUCGUUAAGAAGUUUGGAAAAUCCAGCUCAAGAACUCGCGCCGAUCAAAAGGAAUCACUGAACAGCAUCUCUUCUGCAGUCAUUCAUCCCAGUAUUGAAUUGGGAGGCUUAAAACCGAUAAGGGUCGCAACAUUUAAUGCUGCCCUCUUCUCCAUGGCACCAGCGGUCCCUAAUUCAGGCAAAUCAUCAAACAGUUUGGACUUUGGAGAAGUCCAAGAGUUCUCAAGGAAAAAUCUUGGGUUUGAUCACAGUACCAGAGGGGCAAAAUCCAUGAACGAUCGCCCCAAGAGCAUACUGAAGCAGUCUCCGCUACAUCCCAUGAGUGCGCAAGACAAUCUCUCCCGGCAGCAAAAGUUUGCGAAAUCAAGAUUAAGGGUCUCGAUAAAUUUGCCCGACAACGAGAUAUCGUUGAAGAGAAGUGGGCAGUUGAGUUUCGACAAGCUGGAGGAUUCAUCAGGAGGGAGCAGCAUAAGCAAGAUUCUUAAAGGGAAGACUCCGUUGAGGUCAAACAGCAUGUUCACAAGCACGACAAACUAUGGCGAUAUUGGGAGUACCAGAACAGUUGUUGAAGUCUUGAGAGAGCUGAAAGCGGAUGUGUUGGCUUUGCAGGAUGUGAAGGCAGAGGAGGAGAAGAACAUGAAGCCUUUGUCUGAUUUGGCUGCUGCUCUGGGGAUGAACUAUGUUUUUGCAGAGAGUUGGGCUCCUGAGUAUGGGAAUGCAAUUUUGUCCAAGUGGCCGAUUAAGAGGUGGAAGGCUCAGAAAAUCUUUGAUGACACAGAUUUCAGGAAUGUAUUGAAAGCCACCAUUGAUGUCCCUCAAGCAGGAGAAAUCAACUUCUUCUGUACUCUUCUUGAUCAUCUAGACGAGAACUGGAGGAUGAAGCAGAUCAAUGCCAUUAUCCAGUCAACCGGUGUGCCACACAUUUUAGCCGGUGGCCUAAAUUCCCUUGACGAAACUGAUUACUCCCAAGAAAGAUGGACAGAUAUCGUAAAGUAUUAUGAAGAGAUGGGAAAACCGACGCCCAAGGUUGAGGUGAUGAAGUAUCUAAAGAGUAAAGAGUACACAGAUGCCAAGGAUUUCGCAGGAGAAUGCGAGUCUGUUGUAAUGAUAGCCAAAGGACAGAGUGUACAAGGAACGUGCAAAUACGGGACUCGAGUAGAUUACAUAUUAUCAUCAGCAGAUGCACCUUAUAAGUUUGUUCCAGGAUCCUACUCGGUGCUUUCUUCAAAAGGAACUUCCGAUCAUCACAUAGUGAAAGUUGACGUGAUCAAAGUAGGUAGUGGCCCUCAAGAAUGUGUGAGUAGGAAGUCAAGGCAGCAAAGAACGAGAACGGUGAAGAUCACACAUUCUUCCUCUCCAUCAAAGGGUAUUUGGAAGAUACAUUCUUGAGGGGCUGUAUAAAUUGGUAAAUUUAUAUUUGCUUUUUUUUUUUUUCUUUUUAUCUUUGGGCUAUUUGCUGAGUUGAUUUGGUGAUUGAGAGAGAGAGAGAGAGAGAGAGAGAGGAGAAGUGGUGGAAAGAUUUUAGGGCUGGUUCCUUCUUGUUCUCCAUUUUAAUAUAUUGUUUUUCUUACACUGAUCUAGAUGGAAAAAGGUGAUUAAAGAGACAAUGUAACCAUGGUUGUAUAGAUUGAUUUGUAGACAAGUUCUUCAGGAGAA
This is a messenger RNA of Sesamum indicum (sesame), 2059 nucleotides long. Its product is annotated as DNAse I-like superfamily protein. Gene Ontology annotation, cellular component: endoplasmic reticulum. Gene Ontology annotation, molecular function: catalytic activity. Lineage: Eukaryota; Viridiplantae; Streptophyta; Magnoliopsida; Lamiales; Pedaliaceae. Gene Ontology annotation, biological process: GPI anchor biosynthetic process. The record is from RefSeq and is a predicted model, not a curated record.